Pelmatolapia mariae (spotted tilapia) is the source of this 5068-nucleotide messenger RNA. It is a transcript of the gene stim1a, whose product is annotated as stromal interaction molecule 1a. The coding region runs from base 200 to 2275 and encodes 691 amino acids. The record is from RefSeq and is a predicted model, not a curated record. NCBI's taxonomy places the organism in Eukaryota, Metazoa, Chordata, Actinopteri, Cichliformes, Cichlidae. Gene Ontology annotation, cellular component: plasma membrane; endoplasmic reticulum. Gene Ontology annotation, biological process: store-operated calcium entry; intracellular calcium ion homeostasis; activation of store-operated calcium channel activity. The transcript has 14 exons. Gene Ontology annotation, molecular function: calcium channel regulator activity; calcium ion binding; protein binding.
UAGAAGAAGACAGUUUACGUCUGUCCACAUUCUGCGGCUUUUUCGGUUCAGUCUCUCGGUCGGUGGAAGAGCGAGACCUCUCACAGGAGGUGGAGUUCGCCGUGCUUAAGCUACGCGGGACCAGUCGUCUCCUGCGAUGUUAACAGAGAGCUGAAAAGACAGACCUGCUUGCUCCGAUACAUGACAGCGUACACGAGUCAUGGAGCUCCACAGAUCCUUGAGCUUGUGGAUAUUGUGUUUGUGUCUUGUUGGAGAAAGUUUGACUGAAAAGCCAAGUUCACCUACACCGGUGGACAGUCAGCUUGCUGAAAAUGGAAUGCCAGAUUUUUGUCGCAUUGAUGAGCCACUAUGCAAGGAUGAAAAUGCCUUUCUCACCUUUGAAGCUAUCCGUAAUAUCCAUAAGCAGAUGGAUGAUGAUGCAAACGGCAAUGUAGACGUCGUAGAGACAGAUGGCUUCCUGAGAGAAGAUUUAAACUACCAUGACCCCAAGGCCAAACAUAACAGCUUCCAUGGGGAUGACCAGUUCAUCAGUGUGGAGGACUUGUGGAAUUCAUGGAAGGGCUCUGAAGUGUAUAAUUGGACAGUGGACGAGGUGGUGAAAUGGCUCAUCACCUAUGUGGAGCUGCCGCAAUAUGUGGAUGCAUUUCGCAAGAUGAAUUUCAAUGGAAGUGCCAUGCCAAGGCUUGCUGUAAAGAACACCACUCUGACACUCUCUAUUCUGAAGAUUUUGGAUCGCAGCCAUGUGCAAAAGUUGCAGCUCAAAUCUUUGGACACCGUACUCUUUGGAGCACCACUGAUGAAUAGACAUAACCACUUGAAGGACUUCAUGCUGGUCGUGUCAAUAGUCAUAGGCAUGGGUGGAUGCUGGUUUGCCUACAUCCAGAACCGCUACUCUAAGGACCAUAUGAAGAAGAUGAUGAAGGACCUAGAGGGCCUGCAGAGAGCUGAGCAGAGUCUGCAUGACCUGCAAAAGAAGUUGCAGAUUGCCCAGGAGGAGCAUCGAACAGUUGAAGUAGAGAAGGUAAAUCUUGAGCAGAAGCUGAGGGAUGAGAUAAACGCUGCUAAGCAGGAGGCCCAACGAUUGAGAGAGCUGCGUGAAGGCACAGAGAAUGAGCUGAGUCGCCAAAAGUAUGCAGAAGAAGAGCUCGAACAGGUGCGCAUGGCAUUGAAGAAGGCAGAGAAGGAGUUGGAGUCACGGAGUAGCUGGUCGCCACCAGAGUCUCUACAGAAAUGGCUGCAGCUCACCCAUGAGGUGGAAGUGCAGUACUACAACAUCAAGAAGCAAAAUGCUGAACGGCAACUACUGGUGGCCAAAGAAGGGGCAGAGAAGAUAAAGAAAAAGAGGAACACUCUCUUCGGGACUUUCCAUGUGGCUCACAGCUCCUCCCUGGAUGAUGUGGACCACAAAAUAUUAGCAGCAAAACAAGCCCUUGGCGAGGUGACCGCUGCUCUGCGAGAGAGGCUGCAUCGCUGGCAGCAGAUAGAGAUCCUAACGGGUUUUACCAUCGUCAACAAUCCAGGCCUCCCAUCACUGGCCUCGGCCCUCAACCUCGACCCCACUUUCAUGGGCGGCAGAGCUACGCCUCAGCACUUCAUCAUGUCUGACGACAUGGACGACAUGGACGAGGAUAUCGUACCCGGAACUCUGCCAUAUGGCAAUCGACUGUUGGAACGGCGAGCUAGUGACCUGUGGUCCAUUGGUUCAGACUGUCAGCCCGUGUGGAAAUAUCCUGCUCCCAGUAUGAUGUCUCUGCGCCAACGCCACAUUGAUCCCCAGCUGGCCCUGGGCUCCCAGAGGGAUCUAAAUCGCUCCGACUCAGACUCCUCUUUGUCCCUUUCACAAGUUGGUGAUCGGCUGUCUGCCUACAGCUCCAAAGGCCACCUAAUCAAGCCCACUUCUCUCAUGCAUGGCCUGUCCAACCGGGCAGAUGAUGCCGUCUCACUGCAUGCUCACACCCCCAAUGGAGGGAACCGUGUUCACGAGGGAGGUCCCGACAGCCCCAUACUCAUGAAGAAGGUGUACAGCCUGGGAGAGAUCAACAGUCUGUCCGAGUCAUCUCGCUCACUCAGCCCAAACUCCACUGAACCUGACACACCAUCACCAACAGGAGGGCAGGUAGGAGUGGUGGGAGUUAAAGCCAACAGCCGCAUCCCACAGCUGUCCUCCAAGAAGAGCCCCCUAGAGGAAGAUAGUGGUUCAACAGGAGAAGACACAGAUUCAGCUGCCAGCCGUAAGAAACAUACCUUCAAGAUCUUCAAAAAACAGAGGAAAUAAAAGCUAAAUGAACUAUGGGCUACCAAAGCUGUCUGACUGUAUUCCUCUGUUUGACCUGUUUUUGUUUUUGUUAUGUUUUUUAGUUUCUAGUUUUGGGGGUUCAUUAAUGGUCACAUGAUAGCAAAAAAAUUUGUCAUUGAAUCUUUUUGUAGGUUACAACACCUACUUUGAGAGACUGUGGACUGUUUUACCCAGCUUUAUCUGCUUAUACUUGGUCAAUGUUGAGUAUGUGGGGAAUGGGCAGGUUUGUAUAUUGGAAUGUAAAGUAUUAUUUAUUCUGCAGGAACUUGUGCCAGUGUCAAAGGGAAAUAUGUCUCCCUCUUGUUUCCUUUUUUUUCCCUUCUUGUUCUACAAUCUAUAACAUUUUGCAUGUCUUCACUAUUGUUUGACAGAUACUCGAAUGCUCUUAGUGUUUGCUUGGUUCUUGUUGUUAACCUGCUUAGACAACACUUGUUUCUUUUAUUACUAUCAAAACACCUACAAGUCCAAAGUGAAUGCGCACUCCUGAGUAUUUUCUUUUUAUUGAGGGGUACACUUUGUCUGUUUUCUUUUUGUUGAUGUCUUGUUUGCGGAGAAAAUGGCACAUUCAGGGGAUCUUCAAAUAUAAGAGGUGUAUUAGAAUGCUCCUGUAUAUUACCUUUGGCUGUAAAAACAAAUGUUGCGUGUUGCUAUUUGAACUCAGUAUAUUACGAUGCCUUCUUAGGGCCAUUCUAAGUAAUAAUAAUAAUAAAAAAACAAAAAACGAUCAGGGAGGGGGUGAUACUCUGAAAAAGAAAAAAUCCUAACUUUUAUGAGAUCUUAUGUGGAAAAUUUAUUUUUAAAAUGAAUGCAAAAAACCCCAAAAACUAUAGUCUCACAUUGAAGUCACAAAUAUACAAAAUAAAAAUGUUCCUCUUUUUGUAAAGCAAUCUCAUCACACUAGAUGGUGCUUUGCCUCUAUUAUUCCUACUGACAUUAUUCAGAUGCAGUCAGCAACUAUCUGGGAGCCCAUAAUAUCACAUUAAGUAUAGCAGUUUAUUGGGUUAUUCAGAAGAAAUAUACUGAUCUGCAUGAGAUGCUUUUGUGUAACAGUUAUUCUUGCAUCACGCCUCAACUUGGCCAUUCUCUGUUUAGCAAUAGAAACCAAAUUUUUAAAAAGAUAAAAUAAAGAUGAUUAUUAAGGGUUUUUAAUUUUUUUCUCAGAAUAUUAAUCAGUUAUCUUUUUUUCCACAUAGAACAGCCCUAAUAAGCUGUCCUAGUGUAUCAGCAUUAACCGCUGGGUCUAAAUGUAUUUGUAUUGCACCCUAGAGGUAAAUUCUUGCAAAGUAUCUAAAGGACCAGCAUCAGACCUUUUGCGGUUUUGAGUUUUAGUGCAUUUGAAAAAUGGGAGAGUGAAGAAUGUCUCUUCUAUCUCUUUGCUGAAAUAUCCAGCUUAAGGACUAUCACUGAUUAAACUGGGGUUUUACACACACCCUCACUGAACCAUAUGGUUAUCAGGUGUUUGAAGACUAAAAAUGUCUAGGGUGUAUAUAGAAAUAAUUUUUUUAUUAGGCAAAAAAUUACCAAGAUGUUUGAAGUGGCAGCCAUGAAAUGCAAUGGUAUCUUUAGGUAUUUAAUUUUAAAGUUAGGAUACACAUUAUGAAAAAAAAAAUACUAGAGAUGCUUGCUUUCUACACCUGUAUAUCAUAAGAAGAUGUACAGCUUUGGGUUUGUUUUGUAAGAAUAGCCCCUUGAAGGUUAACCAGGAUCCCACAAUUUUCACGUAAUGUGGAUUGGGCUAUGCUGUCCUGUCUUUUAGUUUUAUUAUUUUGUUUGUCUUUUUAGUGGACAAUAAAAGAUCCACAGCAGUUUUUCAGUGAGGAUUGGUUGUUGGUAAGGGCUAUAAUUAAGGAAAGUCUUUUGCUCUGUACAAGACUGAAAAUUUAAAGUUGUAACCACUUCUGGUUAACGUUUUAUGGAGGCAGGAAGUCAAUCAUGUAAAAGUGCCAAAUUGUGAUUUCUGUCAGAGGCCUUUGUAUUUGUAGUGUGUUCUAAACCUUGAGCCCCUUUUGCACAGAAGACAAAAGUGCAUGAUGUAUACAGUAAUGUAUAUUCAGAGAUGAAAUGCUGAAUGUCCGAGGGUAUUUUCUGUAACAGUAUGAUCAGUACCGUAUGUUUACAUUUGUAACAAAUAAUUAUUCUUCUCAGAUAAGUACAACAAAAAAACAACAACCUUGUGCCAGUUUUAAUGUUGAUUGCUUUAUUUGAGCACAAAACUAUGCAUCUAGUUGUAGGUGAUUACUAAAGUAGUAGGGACGCCAGUACACUUGGGGUGCUCCUGAUCAACGAACAACCAAAAAGUGCUGCAGAAGACACAGAAAGUCUCCCCCAGCCUCAUAAUGUAACAGGUGGUUUGGAUUUAUAAGACACGUUUAAAUAUUUUAUUUAAAAAAAUAAGACGAGCUUAAAAAAAUAACAAUUUCCUACUGGUACUUUUUUAAAGUGUCAUUUGUACCUUUUUUGCACGACAGAGCUGUAAAUUGGUUAUGCCAUCUGAAUGUGUGAGUGUACGUGCGUGUGUCUGUCUGCUCCCGGUAUAAUGCACUGUAACGUUGAUGCAUGUCAUCUGUCAUAACGAAACCUAUAUUGGGUUAAAAGAGUGGAUCAGCUUAAGCUCUUAAGUCCUCCACCCUACUUUUCUCCUUGUCUUUAUUUUGAGCUUCUAUUUAUGAAAAACUACAGUAUAUUUGUACAGGGAAAAAAAAUCAUUUUGCAUCUAAUGUUGUGGUCUAAACUUUGAUGGCACUCCUGCAUGAAAGCAAUAAACUAUUUUGA